Molecule: messenger RNA, 2120 nt
Organism: Bicyclus anynana (squinting bush brown)
Lineage: Eukaryota; Metazoa; Arthropoda; Insecta; Lepidoptera; Nymphalidae
Product: TWiK family of potassium channels protein 7-like
Exons: 3
Coding region: 384-1658 (424 amino acids)
Biological process (GO): potassium ion transmembrane transport; stabilization of membrane potential
Cellular component (GO): membrane
Molecular function (GO): potassium ion leak channel activity
Source: RefSeq, a predicted model, not a curated record
AGCGCUCGUUCCUUCCCAGUCACAUCUGCCCAACUACAAGUCGCGGUCAUGUCAUGAACCAACUGAAUACAACUUUUCAUGGACCAUAACAAAAACUAUUUUGUAGAAAUAAAAAAAAAGUGAAUUUUAUGUUUUUUUUUUGAUAAUCUAUGAGUGUAUAAUAAAAUAAGAUAAAAAGUUAGUGUUUAAUGACUUUUAAGUAUGUUGUGUUAGUUUAGUUUUAGUGUUUUGGAGAAGUGAAGUAUUAAGCCGUGUCGACUGUUGGUCGUAUUACAACUAAAUUUCAUCACUUCGACACCGGAAACAUAAUUGAGAAUGUUAAGAACAAAGAAGAGAAGACACCACAAAAAAUAUAAAGUUCGCUAAAUUAUGAGCCAUUGGUCAUGAUGAUAGAAGAAGGAGGUCGUGGAACGUCGAAACGUGCGAUAAGAACCGACCCUCCGCCGACAGAAGAACCCAACUGCUGUUUUCUAUCUCGUAGAGAUGACACAAGGCUGUUCUGCUGCCGAUGUGCCCAUAAACGUCGCGCGUCUCCCCUUACGUGUCUAGCAAUAUGCUUCCUCGUCCUAACUUACAACCUCCUUGGAGCAUUUUUAUUCCUCGCCAUAGAAGGAAAUUCAAUCCCUGAGGAAACGUCCGUCGCUGCGUCUAAACCAAACCUGAGCCAAUCACAAAGCGGUGAUUUAAGAUCCAAAACAGUAGAACGUCUCUGGUCCAUAACGGAGGAUUUGAAUAUACUCUACAAGGAGAACUGGACAAAGCUGGCGGCAAAAGAGUUGAUGGAUUUCCAGAGAAUUCUUGUAAAGUCCAUGCAAGCUGGAGAUAUACCUAACAUUUCUUCACAUUACGAUUCUAUUGACUACCGUUGGACGUUUGCUGGCAGUUUUCUGUAUGCACUUACUCUAAUAACUACUAUUGGUCAUGGAAGAGUCACUCCGAAAUCAUCCACUGGAAAGCUAGUAGCGGUAGCAUACGCAUGUGUCGGCAUACCCCUUAUAAUGCUCUAUUUGUCAACAAUCGGCGAAGCACUUGCAAGAAAUUUUCGAGCCCUCUACUCCAAACUUUGCCCAGCGAGACUAAAAAGCGGAGAUUUUCACACAAAAGCCGAUUGUCUCAGUAGAUACACUCUGCCCGGUGUGGAGUGCAGGCAAUUCGUAGACUGUGAUAGAAAAGAUAAACUAUACGAUCGUCAGAAGCGAACGCCGUUCCAAGCUGCGCUUAAUCUUGACAGCUUUAGUGGCGGAUAUCAUUGGACGUGUCGGGACCAUACGCGAGUGCCGAUCGUUAUAAGUUUACUUCUCAUCGUCCUGUAUAUAGCUUUAGGUACGUUUGUAUUCCAUUCAACGGAAAAGUGGACCUUUGUCGAUGGAUGCUACUUUUCUUUCUCAAGCCUUGCGACUAUAGGCUUCGGGAAUCUAAAGCCAGGGUUGUACGCCAGCACCGUGUCGGCGAAAGCGGAAGACAUGGCUGUGGGUGUGUGCUGUAUAUACAUUUUAGUGGGGAUUGUGGUGGUAGCUAUGUGUUUCAAUUUAAUUCAGGAGGACAUGAGUUUGAUGUUACGCGGUUUCACAGCACUCUGUACCGGCGGUUCGAAAGCUCGAGCAAUUCACAACGUGGAGAAAUGUGAGGAUAAGAUUUCAAUGGCGGUGGUGUCUUGACAUAGAGAGGCGGCUGACGGGCCGCCGGUCUGCCAGGAGAAGAGGGCACAAGUGACUUUUAAGAUUGACAGCUCGAAUCCAACGAAGUUCAACAGCUUGCCGCGGCGGAAAUCCUCAGCGUACGGGGAAGAGAGUUUCCAGAGAAACACGCCAGCUCGUCGGUCAGCUGGGCAUGCGGAGCGUUGUGUCGAAUAUUUUGUACCGCGUAGUUUAAGUGAGUUUAACCUAAGUGGGGCUGGUGUGGGGGCGAGCGAGCUGGUAUCCGUCGGUGUUAGCUCCUUUAGUGACAAGGCUCGGGUCAGACGCGACAAAAUGGUGACUUUUGAAGACGAAAGCGCCGGCUCUGAGAAUCGUGUGCUUGCGGAUGACGUGUUCAUGUAAUUAGACACUUUCACUUAUGUAACUAAGUAUAAAGUUGUUGGUUUGGACACGAUUUGUUAUAUAUUAAUAAAGUUUUGCAAU